UGGAACGCUGUGCUGAACCGCCUCGCACACAGGGCCGAGGCCCGCGCCGUUCAUGAAAACUUCGGUAACCCCACAGAAAAAGCAUGAGAAGGCGUCCUUUGUGUGGGAGGAUGGCAGGUCAGUGAUAGCAGCUGGUACGUUCCUGUUCAUCCCGGGUGAGGAUGGGUGCACUUACAAGCCGGCAGCACGCAGGAGUUGAAGAGGUGGAUAUGCCGUCCAACUCCGUCUACAGAUACCCGCCCAAGUCUGGGAGUUACUUUGCCAGCCAUUUUAUCAUGGGCGGCGAGAAGUUUGAUUCCAGCCACCCUGAAGGUUACCUUUUCGGCGAGAACAGCGACCUGAACUUUCUCGGAAGUCGCCCGGUGACGUUCCCAUACGCUGCACCUUCCCCGCAAGAGCCCGUGAAAACACUGCGCAGCCUGAUCAAUAUACGAAAAGACACAUUACGUCUCGUCAGGUGUACAGAGGAAGUGAAGGCCAGUGGAGCUGAAGGCAGCCGGCCCAAAGUACAUUAUAAUGUGGAGUUUACAUUUGACUCAGAUGCAAGAGUGGCCAUUACCAUCUAUUACCAAGCCACGGAGGACUUUCAGGGGGGUGUUGCCAGUUACAUUCCUAAGUCCAGCAGCCUGCAGUCUGAGACUGUGCACUUCAAGAAAGGAGUCAGCCAGCAGUUCUGUCUUCCAUCACAUAGUGUGGAUCCCUCAGAGUGGAGAGAAGAAGAGUUGACCUUUGAUCUUGAUCGAGAAGUAUAUCCCAUGGUUGUCCAUGCAGUGGUGGACGAAGGUGAAGAACAUCUUGGGCACUGCCACGUAUUAAUGGCAACGUUUGAAAGGCAUGCAGAUGGCAGUUUUUGUGUGAAGCCCCUGAAGCAGAAACAAGUGGUGGAUGGGGUCAGUUACCUCUUGCAAGAAAUCUAUGGGAUUGAAAACAAGUACAAUUCCCAUGACUCUAAGGUAAUGGAAGAUGAAGUCAGUGACAAUAGUGCAGAGUGUGUUGUUUGUCUGUCUGAUGUUCGGGACACACUUAUUUUGCCAUGCCGACAUCUUUGCCUGUGUAAUACCUGUGCAGAUACCUUGCGUUACCAAGCAAGCAACUGCCCCAUCUGCCGUCUGCCUUUCCGAGCGCUGCUUCAGAUCCGAGCGAUGAGAAAGCUUCCAGGUCCUCACUCACCUUCCGGGUUUAGUCCAAUCAUUGCAGCCCCAAGCUCAGACUCCGAAGAGCACACGUCUUCUGAACAUGUUCCACCUGGGUAUGAAGUUGUGUCCCUUUUGGAGGCUUUGAAUGGACCCUUAACCCCAUCGCCUUCGGCCCCCCCAUUAAGAGCUCUAGGGGAUUCUCGGCGGCCGGGAGUGCUUCCUUCAUACGGCAGUGACAUCCAGCUGCCCCACCUGCGCAUGCAUUCGCCUCUUCAGCAUCUCUGUGGCAGCCAGGCUCUAAAGCUGAAAAAAAGCAUUUCCAGGUCAAUUUCCCAGAACUCUUCAGUGCUGCAAGAAGACGAGAUGGAAAAAUCAUUCAGUGAAGCCGAGAUCCAAACGCCACGAAAAAAGACACCCCAACUAGCUGAGGAAUGCGGAGCAACUCCAGAAAGUGAGAAUUUGACUCUGUCCUCAUCAGGAGCUAUUGACCAGUCUUCCUGCACAGGAACGCCGCUGUCUUCCACCAUCACCUCUCCGGAAGACCCCUUGAGCAGUAGCCUGGCGCAGUCCGUAAUGUCCAUGGCCUCGUCCCACAGCCAGCAGUCCCAGCUCAGCACAGACACUGUGUCCUCCAUGUCUGGUUCCUACACAGCAGGUGUAAUGGAGGAAGAGGAAGGGGGGAUUACACCGUCACCUCCUGUGGCUCCCAGCGGAUCCCCUUCUGAAGAGGGAGAGCUGUCACCGGAGGGACACUUUGUGACUGUGUCUGCGGAUGAAAUGGAUGCAGAGGGAAAUGUCACAGAGGAAGAAUUUGCAUCCCCAGAGGAGGACGAUGGGCAGAGGACUGGCAGAGAGUGUGACAAUAACAAUGCUGCUCACGUCACACUGCGGGACGCUCUGGACAAUGUGCGGGGCUCUGAGGGCUGCCUGGCCGAUGAUUGUUACCCUGGUACUCCAAGCCAGAGAAGAAGACAUCCAUACCACACGUCGGACACUUGCAUCUCUUUACAGGAGGUGGGAGAUAGACAAGGGCGGCUGGGCGCUCAGGACGUGUGACGACGCUUCUGUCAAGGAUUGGCUGCUAUCCUGUGGACACUUCCUUCCACCAGUCACCAAGAGAGACUCUCACCUCCGUAACGUCACUCAGGACACCUCACUGUUUAUACCUGGUGCCAGCUUUCCGCCCUCAGUUCAACUUGUUUUAACACUUCACCUUUCAGUAGGUUGAUGUGUACACUUGCUGCCUCUUCAAGGUGCGGUGGUACUGGUCGCUGUAUAUCUAGUCAUGUAUAUAGCCUGUGUAUAAAUUAGCAAAAUGGGCAAACACGCACUAAGCUGUCUUAGGUCGUAACGCAAGUAUGUGGUCCAUAGUUAGGGAGCUAGCAAUGUAUGUUCUGUGUCAAGUUGCGAGGAUUGGCACUGCCUUCUGCAGCAGGUUUUUUUUUUGUUCCUUUUCUUUGUGGAGUGAAAUCUAGCGCCCUCUGGUGUCUUAGCUGAGAACAAGAAAUACCCAGAGCUGCCCACUUACUGCUAAAGCUUUUAAGCAUUUUCGGUGCCAGUGCAGAGGAGGAGAGACUGGUGGUGGUAACUGUUCAGCUCUCUUAUUAAGGUCAAGGGUUAAUGUAAUGUAUAUGGAUGUCUUUAGUCCGCUGUAGACAGGCAGUGCCACUGAAUGAGGGUGAGUGGAGUAGAUCCCAUUCUUGAGUGAGGAUGGUUGAGAAAUAUACAGUUUUGGAAGAAUCUAGCUCUGUCUGAUUAGAAAGGUAGGUGGCCGCAGUUACUGUGAGGUACUGGGAUGAUGCCUCUGUACCUACUACCACCAGUGUGCAUACUGUACCUCUGUUCUGUUUCUGGUCAGGAUCCCUUUCCCAUAACUGUCUGCAGAGGCUCUUCCAGCCAUCUAUGUACCAAGCUGCUGCUGAUGGUGACACCUUCCCCAGAAGCUUUUAGUUUGGCUGUACAUCUGCUUUCACCAAGUAUUGUUCUUACCAAAGCACUUUUUACUGGUAAAUAUAGUUUCCAUGUGCAGAUCGAGGUUUGUGAGUAUAGGACUGCGCUCCUGCAUGUGCCUCACUAUGGAACCAUGAUGGGAAAGGCAAUAAGUCCUUAUACCCCCUCACAGCGCACUGACAGAUGCCACUUACCAACAGUGUCACCCAUUUACACCACGGCACAACCGCCCGUAUGGACAAGCCACUGUACCUGUAUAAAAGGGAUGCGGCCACUUCAUGGUGCCGGUCGUCUGUGAUCAACAUAUAGUAGGUGGCCUCACUAUACAGUAGUAAUACUAAUAAAAUGUAUUUAUAUA
Molecule: messenger RNA, 3444 nt
Organism: Bufo bufo (common toad)
Lineage: Eukaryota; Metazoa; Chordata; Amphibia; Anura; Bufonidae
Gene: RNF157
Product: ring finger protein 157
Exons: 20
Coding region: 162-2192 (676 amino acids)
Biological process (GO): protein ubiquitination
Cellular component (GO): cytoplasm
Molecular function (GO): ubiquitin protein ligase activity
Source: RefSeq, a predicted model, not a curated record